GGGUUGUUUGGUUCGAGUGGUUUGAGUUGCUUGAAUCAUUACAAAUUAUGAAAAAUUGGGUCAAUUGGGUCGGGUCGGGUCGGGUCGGGUUCUCUCUUAGGAUAUAUAUAUUUAACUAUAUCCCAUGAAAAUUAUAUCUUGGAUAAAUAAGAGUGAAAAUUAAAAAAGAUAAUAAAGAAAACAUAUAAUCGUAUAUCUUAUCAACUAUAUUUCCUAUAUUUUCUCAAUUUCUUGACUAAAAAGUUAGCUAAACUGACCAUCACUUCUCCCUUCCUCCAAAACCCUCCUUAAUAUUUCAUUUUUCGUUGUUUUCCAUACAAAAUAACACAAAACAAGAACAAUGUCAGUGAUAUUAUCAACCAUCUCGUCGGCUGCCCUAGCCUAUUUUGCAUCAUUAGAAAAGGCUAAGACUCAGCAAGCUUAUGACACAGUCGAAACCCUUCGCGGUAUACCGGAAUAUCAUGUGUCCGGGUUACAAACACUCAUAAGCAGUCUUCCUCACCAUGAUAUCAAAAAAAUUGUCUUCCUUCGCGGUGUUGUUUUGCCGAGUUCCUUAGUUAAAAAUUUAACUAGUGGUGGAGAUGCGUCUGAUACGGCCCAAGGUGUACCGGAGUCAUCGGUAGAAAUUCUUCACUCCCCUAAGACCCAUCAGCAGCAAGCUGUUGUGGUUGAGAGAAGUAUCAUUCACGGAUACUAUGAAAGAUCUAAUUUUUUGGGCUUCAUCAACAAGAAACAAGAGGGAAAGAAAGUUGUCUCCAAGGCACGCAAACAGGUUCCCUUCAUCAUUGCAGAGAACACAAAUCACACUAUAUCAAUACUAAGCAGCAAAUACGUCGUGAUCAACUUAGAGGAUACCGAUGUUCAAAUUCCUCUACAAAAAGUCUCUUCUGAUAAGAGAGAAAUUUUUACUCACAGUGACAAUAAUGGCUUUAAACUACAAGUUGAUGAGAUUACUGAAGAAAACAUCCUUCCAGUGGGUGAUGUUAUUAGUGCUGUUGGCAUUUUUAGCUUGGAAAAUGGGGUUCCAAAUAUUAAGCCUUAUAAAGGACUUCCUUAUUUUCUUACAUCCAAGAGCAAGGAGGAGUUGGUUGCGGAAUUAUCUGCUCAGUUAGAGAACGCAACAGACUGGUCGGAAACACUCUCGAAUUGGUCAGUUGGUUUAGCUGGUUUUGCCAUUGGUGCUCUUUUACUACGCAUUGCCUUAAGGGCAUCAAAGUGAACAGAGGAUUUUGCAUGCUUGAUAGCAACACAUACAAAGUACGGAGUAUAUAUGAGAGACAUCUUUAGUUAUCAUACUACUAAUCUUAUCUAGCAUACUUUGUCAUUAUGAGAGAUUAGACUAUUAAUUCUCUUUUUCUUCUUUAUAAGAUCAAUAAAAGUAUGAAUAGCAGAGAGUACUUGUAAGAUUUUAACUUUAUGCAUGGUUAAUGCUUUUUUAAUUUAUUCAUGUGAUUAAUUAUGUCCAUCUAUAUCAACAUUCAUAUGUAAUUAUUAGU
This is a messenger RNA of Chenopodium quinoa (quinoa), 1496 nucleotides long. Its product is annotated as E3 ubiquitin-protein ligase SPL2-like. The transcript is spliced from 6 exons. NCBI's taxonomy places the organism in Eukaryota, Viridiplantae, Streptophyta, Magnoliopsida, Caryophyllales, Amaranthaceae. Bases 341 to 1219 code for a protein of 292 amino acids. Gene Ontology annotation, molecular function: ubiquitin-protein transferase activity. The record is from RefSeq and is a predicted model, not a curated record. Gene Ontology annotation, biological process: organelle organization; protein ubiquitination.